AUGGCUUCCACCCUGCUUCCGCCCUGCUUCCGCCCUGCUUCCGCCCUGUUUCCACCCUGCUUCCACCCUGCUUCCACAUGGCUUCCGCCCUGCUUCCACAUGGCUUCCGCCCUGCUUCCACCCCGUUUCCGCCCUGCUUCCGCCCUGCUUCCGCCCUGCUUCCGCCCUGCUUCCACCCUGUUUCCACCCUGCUUCCACCCUGCUUCCACAUGGCUUCCGCCCUGCUUCCACCCUGCUUCCGCCCUGCUUCCACCCUGUUUCCACCCUGCUUCCACCCUGCUUCCACAUGGCUUCCACCCUGCUUCCACCCUGCUUCCACCCUGCUUCCACAUGGCUUCCGCCCUGCUUCCGCCCUGCUUCCGCCCUGCUUCCGCCCUGUUUCCGCCCUGUUUCCGCCCUGCUUCCGCCCUGCUUCCACAUGGCUUCCGCCCUGCUUCCGCCCUGCUUCCGCCCUGCUUCCACAUGGCUUCCGCCCUGCUUCCGCCCUGCUUCCACCCUGCUUCCACAUGGCUUCCGCCCUGCUUCCGCCCUGCUUCCGCCCUGCUUCCGCCCUGCUUCCGCCCUGCUUCCGCCCUGCUUCCACCCUGUUUCCGCCCUGCUUCCACCCUGCUUCCGCCCUGCUUCCACAUGGCUUCCGCCCUGCUUCCGCCCUGCUUCCACAUGGUUUCCGCCCUGCUUCCACCCUGUUUCAACCCUGCUUCCACAUGGCUUCCACCCUGCUUCCGCCCUGCUUCCGCCCUGCUUCCGCCCUGCUUCCACAUGGCUUCCGCCCUGCUUCCGCCCUGCUUCCACCCUGCUUCCACAUGGCUUACGCCCUGCUUCCGCCCUGCUUCCGCCCUGUUUCCGCCCUGCUUCCGCCCUGCUUCCGCCCUGCUUCCGCCCUGCUUCCACCCUGUUUCCGCCCUCCUUCUACAUGGCUUCCACCCUGUUUCCACCCUGCUUCCACCCUGCUUCCACCCUGCUUCCACCCUGCUUCCACCCUGCUUCCACCCUGUUUCCGCCCUGCUUCCACCCUGCUUCUCCCAGUCUGGGGAGAACCAAAAAAACCUAAUGUGA
Osmerus eperlanus (European smelt) is the source of this 1056-nucleotide messenger RNA. RefSeq lists its product as uncharacterized. The record is from RefSeq and is a predicted model, not a curated record. Bases 1 to 1056 code for a protein of 351 amino acids. Lineage: Eukaryota; Metazoa; Chordata; Actinopteri; Osmeriformes; Osmeridae. The transcript has a single exon.